GAUAACAUGAGGGUUGUGGUCCUGUGGGGCCUGCUGCCCCUGCUGUGUCAAUACACGCUGGUUAGCGGGCACAUUUUAGGACGGACUUCUUCCACUGAUGACCUGGCUCAGCUCAAGUCUCUGCUAGAACGCUUUGAGGAGACCCUGUCCGAAGUAGCUCAGGAGGACAGCACUGAAACAGACUACGCAACGGCCAACCAAGAACCAGAGCGCAGCCAGACCGACCGAGCAUGGAACACAGAGCAGGACAGAGCCCAGGAACCCGUGACACUGGACCGAUCCCCGCCGCUCUCUGAAGCCCAGAGCCGGGCCAUGAGUCAGAAGAGCCGCCUAAUGGACCUGCUGCUGACUGCCAGGAAGCGGACGUCCGGCUGCUUCGGUGCCAGGAUGGACCGCAUUGGGAACGCAAGCGGUUUGGGCUGCAACAAUGGCAGAGGCUAGGCUGACACUCCCGAAGGACAUGUGCAGGAUCAUUUCCUCAAUAAUAAACAGAUGAGAAAUUUAAUAUAUGAUUCUGUAUUUUAAAAUGUGUAUAUGCCCGUGUGUGUAUCUCUGUUUAUGUGUAUGUGUGUGACAUCAUGAAUUUUGUGAGGAACACCCAGUAUAACAACAACAUCCAUUUACUGCACAUGGUCUGAGAAAAAAUACGAAU
Molecule: messenger RNA, 652 nt
Organism: Dunckerocampus dactyliophorus (ringed pipefish)
Lineage: Eukaryota; Metazoa; Chordata; Actinopteri; Syngnathiformes; Syngnathidae
Gene: nppa
Product: natriuretic peptide A
Exons: 3
Coding region: 7-441 (144 amino acids)
Biological process (GO): cGMP biosynthetic process; negative regulation of systemic arterial blood pressure; receptor guanylyl cyclase signaling pathway
Cellular component (GO): nucleus; extracellular region; cytoplasm
Molecular function (GO): hormone receptor binding; hormone activity
Source: RefSeq, a predicted model, not a curated record